AUUGAAUAUUUAAGAACCAGUGGUCGAUUUCGAUCGCCUCUUCUCCAACUAUCUUCUCAUCAAAAGCGCGAUCGGAUCUGGGUUUUAUAUUUUUAUUUUUUUCUUUGACAAACCUUCUCCGUGUUUCGUUCUGGAGUAGAAAGUCCCGAUCUUUACAUCGCUUUCUUAUAAGCUCUACCCUUUGCUCAAUCAAAAAAACCCUAAUCUCGAUUUUUUUCUUUCCUCCUAGCAUUGAAUCGUUUGUGUUUUUAUAGAAAGACCGAAACUUUUUUCUUCAAUUUUAGAGAGAUGUCUUCUUGGGCUGGUCCUGAAGAUAUUUACCUUUCAACUUCACUAGCUAGCUAUCUCGAUAGAAAGAUACUUGUGCUCCUUAGAGAUGGUAGAAAGCUAAUGGGAACCCUCCGUUCAUUUGAUCAAUUUGCCAAUGCGGUUUUAGAAGGUGCUUGUGAAAGGGUAAUUGUUGGUGAGCAAUACUGCGAUAUCCCUUUAGGCCUCUAUGUAAUCCGUGGAGAGAAUGUUGUUCUGAUUGGUGACCUGGACACGGAGAGAGAGGAGCUUCCUCCAAAUAUGAUUCGCGUCUCAGAGACCGAGAUUAAAAGGGCGCAAAAAGUGGAGAGGGAAGCGAGUGAGCUGAGAGGAACAAUGAGGAAGAGAAUGGAGUUUCUCGACUUCGAUUAAGCCCCCCUCCCCCCAUUUAUUCUUGCCUUGAUGCUCUGCUUUGGCUCACAAGUUUUAUGAGGAGCCUCCUUGGUUUAUGUGGAUGUAGGCCUCAUUUUUCAUUUCGAAAGUGACAAUAAUAAUCUAGUGUGUACCCUUGUCUUCGAAUCUAUUUUACCCUUUUAUAAGAGAAAAAAAAUCACAAGUUUUAAUC
Raphanus sativus (radish) is the source of this 871-nucleotide messenger RNA. RefSeq names its product sm-like protein LSM1B. Gene Ontology annotation, molecular function: RNA cap binding. The record is from RefSeq and is a predicted model, not a curated record. Gene Ontology annotation, cellular component: P-body; Lsm1-7-Pat1 complex. The coding region runs from base 289 to 678 and encodes 129 amino acids. Gene Ontology annotation, biological process: deadenylation-dependent decapping of nuclear-transcribed mRNA. The transcript is spliced from 5 exons. NCBI's taxonomy places the organism in Eukaryota, Viridiplantae, Streptophyta, Magnoliopsida, Brassicales, Brassicaceae.